GGUGCAUUGUGGGAGGAGACCCGGUUGUUUGGAAAUGGCAGCCUCAAGAAACGUGAAUGAUUAAAGUAGCUGUAAAUCUUAAAAAGCUGCAUGGAGGCCGUCUUUGUUAAAUAGGACUCAAUGUUUAGUAACAGAUGUUCACUGGUGCUUUUCCAGUCCUUGAACCAGCAGAGAAAUAAUACAGACAGACGUUAUUGAAAAUGGACCCUGCAGAUGAAAGGCCAAAUGCUGGAAAUGAGGUGUCAGCACAAGGAACAUCACAUUCAGUUGGAUAUACAACAGGUAAUACUGUGUCGUCAAGAGCAGCUUUAAAAAGAAAGUCUGAGGUGACACAGAAGAAAGGGCCAAAAAAAGCCAAAACCUCACGGAUUUCCAGGACGGCUCAACUCGGAUACACUGUUCACCAGGGAGAAGAUAUGCUCCUAAUUGUGUCCAGCAGCAGGUCUCAGUAUGAAGACAGAAGAUGGACUAAGAAGAAAGGAAACAAAAAGAAGAAACUAGUUAAAAACAAAAAGACAUUAGUCCAGAAUAAAAAGAAAAUGACAGUUCGCCCAAAGCCUGUUCUUAUACCGGUAAUAGAAAAGGAAGAAGAGGAAACUGCUCCACUUGUGCCACUGGAGGCGUUGGAUAACCGAUGGGGAGAGAGUCUUCCAGAGGAGGUGCUUAUUCACAUCUUUCAAAAGAUAGUUGUCCAAGAUGGAGCAGUACCAUUUCUCUGCAGAGUUGCCCGAGUGUGUCGAUUAUGGCAUACAGCGGCCUCCAGUCCAGCCUUGUGGCGCAGUGUCACUGUUGGCCACUGUUGGAUACAACCGAGGAGGAGCCAGCUGCCCAAGACUGAGAAGAGGAUCAUGGAUACCAUCAGCUGGCUUGCAGAAAACAGAUUCUCUCAGCUGCAGGAGUUUUCUCUUUGUCACUGGAUACGUAAUGUAAAUCAUGCUGUGCAAAUUGUGUCCCACUCUUGCCCUCACCUGCGUUGUCUAAAACUGUCACACUGCUCAGGUUUAACAAAGAAGGCAUUUGAUAGCCUUGGCCUCCAUAGUCAAUCACUGCACAGAAUAGAUCUUCAGUACUCUGAGUUUCAGGUUGAUGGUCUUCUGGAUUUCCUUGAAUCUAAUGGUAGCCAGAUCAGAGAAAUAUUAUUCACACAUGGACCAAAAAUAGACAGAGUACUGGCUGCCCUCAGUAGGGGGUGCUGUCCCAAUUUAGAAUUGUUAGAGACAAACAGGAAACUGGACACUAACCUUUGUGAACUACAUGUGUGUAUCCAAGGACUGCAGACAGCUUGCCCUAAACUCAAAACUUUUCGAAUGAUGAAUGUAAUACCAAUGAAUAAAAACAUGCGUGGUGUGGAGUUGUCCUGUGGUUUUCCGAUGUUAGAGGAGCUCUCUUUGGCCACCACGUCGUACUCUUUCACUUCCGAUAAAGACCUUCUCAACAUCCUGUUCAGGUCAACCAAACUGCGAGUGUUGGAUCUCAGAGGAUGCACAAGGGUCACACCAGCUGGACUUGCUGCUUUGCCCUGCUCUAAUCUCGAGUGUCUCUUCUGGGGCCAGUACUUCAGUAACGGUGUCGGAUCUUCGUCACAGCCCAAGACUGGUCUUCAUUUGUUGACCCAAAAGUGGGGCUCCACUCUGCAGCAGCUGGACAUUGCCAACCAGCUCUUCACAGAGGACGACCUAGAGUGUGCCAUAAGUUUCCUCUCUCAAACCCGUGAAACUCUACGCUCCCUCAAUCUCAGUGGCACCAGGAUCACACCAGCACCACUCAAGGCACUACUUGGACAAGCAAGUUCUCUAAAUUACCUCAACCUGUCAUCAUGCCGCUGUCUCCCAAGAGGACUAAAGCGGAUUUACAGAGACCAGGAAGAUAUUCAUCAGUUACUUGACAAAUUGGAAUAGAUAUCUUGCUCUUCAUUUGCUCUUUAUUUGAUGCCCCUUUUGUGUUGUACAUAUGCUGACCACUAUGUAAAACUAAAUAAUGGUAUAGGUUUGUUCAGUUACAUACUUUGUUCUUCAGGUGGCAUUCUUUAACAUUCAAUGCUGGAUCUAAAUUAAAUGUUUCCAGGUACUAUAUAUAAACAAGUACACCCAUAGAUUUUUUUAAAAUUUAAUUUCAUUAAUAUGUUAUCCUGCAUUUUUUGUAAAUAAAUUUUUUUGAAUAUU
This is a messenger RNA of Periophthalmus magnuspinnatus, 2162 nucleotides long. RefSeq names its product F-box and leucine-rich repeat protein 6 (gene fbxl6). Gene Ontology annotation, biological process: SCF-dependent proteasomal ubiquitin-dependent protein catabolic process. Lineage: Eukaryota; Metazoa; Chordata; Actinopteri; Gobiiformes; Gobiidae. Gene Ontology annotation, cellular component: SCF ubiquitin ligase complex. Gene Ontology annotation, molecular function: protein binding. The transcript has 11 exons. The record is from RefSeq and is a predicted model, not a curated record. Bases 201 to 1898 code for a protein of 565 amino acids.